Anopheles merus is the source of this 548-nucleotide messenger RNA. Its product is annotated as ejaculatory bulb-specific protein 3-like. The transcript is spliced from 2 exons. The record is from RefSeq and is a predicted model, not a curated record. Lineage: Eukaryota; Metazoa; Arthropoda; Insecta; Diptera; Culicidae. The coding region runs from base 138 to 518 and encodes 126 amino acids.
GAAAUAUGUUUCGUUCGGUAUAUAAGCUUGCUCCAGAGCUGCAGAUAGUCACAGUUUGGCUUCUGCCUGUAUUCAGUGAGCAGCAAACCGAGUUUCACCCCGAAAAGGUCAACUAAAACCCCCUCAUCCGUGCAAAGAUGAAAUUCUUCGUCGUUGUCGCCCUGGCCCUGGUUGCCGCCGUCGCCGCCCAGGAUAAGUACACCACCAAGUACGAUGGUGUCGAUCUGGACGAGAUCCUGAAGUCGGACCGUCUGUUCAACAACUACUACAAGUGUCUGAUGGAUACUGGCCGCUGCACCCCGGACGGUAACGAGCUGAAGCGCAUCCUGCCGGACGCCCUCAAGACCGACUGUGCCAAGUGUAGCGAGAAGCAGAAGAGUGGCACCGAGAAGGUGAUCAACUACCUGAUCGACAACCGCAAGGACCAGUGGGAGAACCUGCAGAAGAAGUACGACCCGGAGAACAUCUACGUCAACAAGUACCGCGAGGAUGCCAAGAAGAAGGGCAUCAACCUGUAAGGAGUGUACGCUAUGUUUUUGUUAGUGUCA